Penicillium canariense is the source of this 336-nucleotide messenger RNA. RefSeq lists its product as uncharacterized. The record is from RefSeq and is a predicted model, not a curated record. NCBI's taxonomy places the organism in Eukaryota, Fungi, Ascomycota, Eurotiomycetes, Eurotiales, Aspergillaceae. The transcript has 2 exons. Bases 1 to 336 code for a protein of 111 amino acids.
AUGAUUCCGACUCCAUCUCCGUCCAAAGUCGCAAAGCGGAAGAGCACGCCGCGAAAGGAAACUGCCGAUGACGUUCGUUUCAUCUGGCUCUGCAUUAAGAACCUUACGAAGAAUGGCAACAACAUCGAUUACAAAGCCGUUGGCGCCGCCUGCGGUGUCAAGUAUGAGAGAGCCCGCAGUCGGUGGGUCAAACUGAAUGCUGCUCUCCAGGAACAGGAGGACAACUUUGCUGCCGACCAGUCCUCUGACUGGACCGCCAAUCAGGAUUCUCAGGACAAGAAGAAGAAGACUUCGGUUGUUCAGGCUCCGAAGAAAGAGGAGCAAGAGGAGAUCUAA